AUGGAGAUGGUGAAGAGUCUGUACAAGCGUGUGGUUUCUGUGAAGAUCCGGGCGUACGUGAGGGACUACUGCAGAAGGAACGGACUGCUGACGCUCUCCGUGUUCGCUGUCCUCACUGGCUGUGUCCUGGGAUUCACACUGAGGACAUUCAACCUGUCCACACAGGCCAAGAUCUACUUCUCUUUCCCCGGAGAGCUACUGAUGAGGAUGUUGAAGAUGCUGAUUCUGCCCCUCAUCACCUCCAGUUUGAUGUCGGGCCUGUCAGCCAUGGACACGAAGGCGAGCGGCCGGCUGGGAGUCCUAACCAUCACCUACUACCUGUGGACGACCUUCAUCGCCGUCAUCGUAGGCAUCGUGCUGGUGCUGAUCAUUCACCCGGGAGCAGGGGCGGAGAAAGAGAGCCACCACGGAGGCACCGGGCCCGUCAUGACCUCGGCUGACGCUCUGCUCGACCUCAUCAGGAACAUGAUCCCUUCAAAUCUAAUUGAAGCUACUUUCCAGCAGUACCGGACAGAUUUGGUGCAAACCGUGCAGAGCUCCAAUGAAAAAGAGUCUCAGGCCAACUUUGUGUACGUCAUGCCCGACUACCACAACCCUCAGCUGGGCCACCCAGUGUUCCUGGAGAUCACUCCUGCACCCGACAUCAAGUACAAAAUCGUCCCCAGCACGAGCAAAGGCAUGAACGUGUUGGGGAUCGUCAUCUUCUCAGCCACCAUGGGCCUGCUGCUGGGGAAGAUGGGGGAACGUGGGUUACCGCUGGUCAACGUGUGUCAGUGCAUAAACGAGUGUGUGAUGAAGAUCAUCAACGCUGCUAUGUGGUACUUUCCAUUUGGUAUUGUAUUCCUGGUUGCUGGAAAGAUCCUGGACAUGCAAGACCCGGCCCACCUCGGAGAGAAGCUCGGCAUGUACUUCAUCACCGUUCUGUGUGGUCUGCUCGUGCACGGCCUCAUCUUGCUGCCUCUAUUCUACUUCUUCUUCACCCACAAAAAUCCCUUCCCCUUCAUCAGAGGGCUGCUGCAGGCUCUUGUCAUUGCGCUGGCAACUUCAUCCAGCUCAGCCACGUUGCCAAUAACUAUGAAAUGUCUUCUGGAGAACUGUGGGGUGGACCGGCAGAUAGCUCGCUUUGUCCUGCCGGUGGGAGCCACCAUCAACAUGGACGGGACCGCCCUGUAUGAGGCAGUGGCUGCCAUCUUUAUAGCUCAGAUCAAUGAGUAUGACUUGGACUUUGGCCAGCUGGUCACCAUCAGUAUAACGGCAACUGCAGCAAGCAUCGGGGCAGCUGGGAUACCUCAGGCAGGUUUGGUAACCAUGGUGAUUGUCCUGACCUCUGUUGGUCUACCCCCUGCUGACAUCUCCCUGAUUGUAGCCAUCGACUGGGUUCUUGAUCGGUUCCGGACUAUGAUCAAUGUUCUGGGUGAUGCUUUAGCAGCUGGAAUUAUGGCUCAUAUUUGUAAAAAAGACUUUGACAAAGCAGCCGCUGCUACUGCUGCCACUUCUAGUGGCCCCUCUUUGUCUAAGGAUAUAAGAGACACAGUAAUCUCCUUUGGCAAUCAGAGCGUGGCCCUGUCUGACGCUCCUCUGAUCGCGCACCGCUGCGAUUACGUGUUUGAAGUGGACGGAGACAAUGUGCUGGAGAAACCCUUGCCCUGCUAUAAUCUCUGCCAAGUGUGA
Messenger RNA from Nematolebias whitei (Rio pearlfish), 1671 nucleotides. It is a transcript of the gene slc1a8b, whose product is annotated as solute carrier family 1 member 8b. Gene Ontology annotation, biological process: L-glutamate transmembrane transport. The coding region runs from base 1 to 1671 and encodes 556 amino acids. Gene Ontology annotation, molecular function: glutamate:sodium symporter activity; L-glutamate transmembrane transporter activity; neutral L-amino acid transmembrane transporter activity. Gene Ontology annotation, cellular component: plasma membrane. The transcript has 12 exons. The record is from RefSeq and is a predicted model, not a curated record. Lineage: Eukaryota; Metazoa; Chordata; Actinopteri; Cyprinodontiformes; Rivulidae.